CCAUGCCCGUCGAACACUGCCGCCAAAAGCCAGGACACUUUGCCGAUCAUAAGAUCACAUAUGAUAAACCUGUCCUCGUUGGAUCGCUUCCUGCCCCUGUAUGUGCUGGCACCGGCGUCUCUGGCCAAUCGCUUGAACUUGGCUGGAGUUCGCCUAGGCCACGCGGACGUUAUUCUGGGGUCAUCCAAUUGUAAUGCGGAUGCAUGUCUUAUCUGUGUGUUGGUUUGUAUGUUAGUCAGUAUGUUCGCGCCUUUUGAUAUUGACUUUAUGUGGCGUCUCUCGGAGUGUAUGGCUGUGUUUCGGUUGAGCCUUAAACUUAACGGGCUUGUGAGAGUGCUGUUAUGUCUAUUGGUAUUGUAGCCGGCUCUAAGUGUUCGCAUACACAUGGUUCGGUGUCCGCGCAGGCACUGCAUAGAAGAGGCCAUUCCCAGUAACCGCUUCAUAGAAGCAGAUAACCUAUAUAUAUGUCCGUGUAGUUGUUCCGGCAAGUACUAUUUCGAUGUCAGAUCGGAGUGUAUAAACAAACCUUAUUUCUCAUAUACUAUAAUGAGCUGUUGAUACCAAGAGAGAGUGUUCAUCUAGAGAUGAUAUCAGUCCACUUGACGAAAAAUGUAUGUUAUCGAACUAUCAUUUC
Sphaeroforma arctica JP610 is the source of this 634-nucleotide messenger RNA. RefSeq lists its product as hypothetical. The record is from RefSeq and is a predicted model, not a curated record. The transcript has a single exon. The annotation marks the transcript as partial. NCBI's taxonomy places the organism in Eukaryota, Ichthyosporea, Ichthyophonida.